AAAACUCCACCCUCUCUCUCCCUCACAGUGGCUCUGUGUUCCUCUCCCCACCAAACCUAAUGGCUUCGGCUUCGAUCUGAUCAAACCCACCUCGGAAACCCCUUCUUUGAUUACCAUCUUCAGCAACCCAAUUCGGAGACUGCUCGGAUCGGGACCUCUCGGAGAUUCGGAGCUCCAGGUGGUAGCAAAUUAGCGAUGUCGACUCCUGCAAGGAAGAGGCUGAUGAGAGACUUCAAGAGGCUGCAACAGGACCCGCCUGCAGGGAUUAGUGGGGCUCCCCAUGAUAACAAUAUAAUGCUGUGGAAUGCUGUUAUAUUUGGUCCGGAUGAUACUCCUUGGGAUGGAGGCACGUUUAAGUUGACUCUUCAGUUUACCGAGGAUUAUCCGAACAAACCACCAACAGUCCGAUUUGUUUCUAGAAUGUUUCAUCCAAAUAUUUACGCGGAUGGAAGUAUUUGUUUGGAUAUUUUACAGAAUCAAUGGAGUCCUAUAUAUGACGUGGCAGCUAUCCUCACGUCUAUCCAGUCGCUACUAUGUGAUCCGAACCCAAACUCUCCUGCAAAUUCAGAAGCUGCUCGCAUGUUUAGUGAGAACAAGCGUGAGUACAACCGAAGAGUGAGGGAAAUUGUGGAACAGAGUUGGACAGCAGACUAACCCCAUCAUGGGAGAGCUUGUAGGACAGUCCGAAUUUGUUCGAAGGUAUCUUAUGAGUAGCAUUGUUACUCUGAGCAUCAUUGUGCAAACUUAUCAACAUUUAUCCUGUAUUUUCAAUGUUUUCUUCCCUAAUCACGACGCUUAGGACUUGCUUUGUCUUUUAAGAAUAUGUCUUGCUAGUUGCCACUGGUGAAGCUCAUGUAAUAUAGUGUUGUGUAUCAUUUGCAUUGGUUUGUUAUGAACUUGGGUCGGAAUUUGAAAUGAAAAAAUAGCGGUUUACUGCAA
Pyrus x bretschneideri (Chinese white pear) is the source of this 939-nucleotide messenger RNA. Its product is annotated as ubiquitin-conjugating enzyme E2 2. Bases 196 to 654 code for a protein of 152 amino acids. NCBI's taxonomy places the organism in Eukaryota, Viridiplantae, Streptophyta, Magnoliopsida, Rosales, Rosaceae. The transcript is spliced from 6 exons. The record is from RefSeq and is a predicted model, not a curated record.